AUGGAGGUCCGGGUGAGGCUCGUGUUUGCGGACGAGGUGGGGCGCUACGUUCAGCGGCGUCGUGGCUUCUCAUCGUGCUGGUAUCUGCUCCCAGUUGAUGUAAAGCUUGUGUGCGACCUGGUGCACGUGCUGUUGCGGGAGUUUGAGCUGCGCAAAAGAUGUCCUAAAGGACUGGAGCUGCGAAUCGAGGAGCUGCCACUUCUGGCUACUCAGAGCAUCCGCAUCGUUCGAGAUAACGAUACAAUUGCCAUCCACUGCCCUCCGCUAGAGGAAGAGAAGAACAAUUGCAGCGGCUCGGAGAGCGAGGCGGAAGUUAUAAGAAAGAGAAAGCGGAAGCUGCUCGUAAAGAAGAAACAGAAGCAGCAAGAUCAGCCGAAGAAGAAGAGCAAAACGGAGAAGGAGGUGAAAGACCGACAACGUGCAAGUACUGAAGGUCGCGAAAUGGUUGCAGUGAAGACACUUGCUAAGAGCAGCAAAGCUGAUAGCUCCAGCUCGAGCUCUAGUUCGAGCAGCGACGACGAUAGCAGUAGUAGCUCCAGCUCCAGUUCCAGUAGCAGCGACUCAGAGGAUGAAGCUACAGCACAACCCAAUACGAAGCGCGUGGCUCAGCUCGUCACCGCAAAGCAGCAGAAGGGGAAGCUGAAAGCAGUGGCUUCCGCAAAAGCAUUCAAUGGCAAAGCAAGCGCGGCUAAUGUAUCGAAUUCGACGCAAAAGGAACCACGACGGAGACGUCGCCGGCUGAGGCAGCGGAAUGGAAGACGGCAGAGAAAUGACAACCAAGCAAAUAACGCGGACGGUAACGGCUCCACACCACUGUCUGGGAACAGCACUGCUUCACUUGGCGCAACUGCUUCAGCUCCAAUUUCAUCCUCAGAACGACAAAAUGGUGGCAGCACUGCUGGUCCUAGAGGCUUUGCUCGAUCCAAAGCCCAUGUCCUCUUUGACGAGCUCGUCGCCCCCGGUACGCAAACUUUGUCUAAGGUGGAGGAGUGA
Messenger RNA from Phytophthora infestans T30-4, 993 nucleotides. RefSeq lists its product as uncharacterized. Gene Ontology annotation, cellular component: Cajal body. Lineage: Eukaryota; Oomycota; Peronosporomycetes; Peronosporales; Peronosporaceae. The record is from RefSeq and is a predicted model, not a curated record. Gene Ontology annotation, molecular function: U1 snRNA binding; U2 snRNA binding. The coding region runs from base 1 to 993 and encodes 330 amino acids. The transcript is spliced from 2 exons. Gene Ontology annotation, biological process: spliceosomal snRNP assembly.